Messenger RNA from Penicillium verrucosum, 2034 nucleotides. Its product is annotated as glycoside hydrolase family 32 protein. Gene Ontology annotation, biological process: sucrose catabolic process. NCBI's taxonomy places the organism in Eukaryota, Fungi, Ascomycota, Eurotiomycetes, Eurotiales, Aspergillaceae. The record is from RefSeq and is a predicted model, not a curated record. Gene Ontology annotation, molecular function: sucrose alpha-glucosidase activity. The coding region runs from base 1 to 2034 and encodes 677 amino acids. The transcript has 2 exons.
AUGAAGGCGACAACGGCAGCGUCGGUUUUGGCCCUAAUCUGGGAGGGAGCUACAGCUCAAGACUACAAUGCUGCACCCCCAGAUCUCGCAACUCUCCCCGCACUCUCCUUGUUUGAGACUUGGAGGCCACAUACCCAUGUCCUCCCACCCUACGGCCAGAUCGGUGACCCAUGUGCACACUACACUGAUCCCGAGACAGGCUCUUUCCACGUUGGGUUCCUCCACAAUGGUACUGGAAUUGCCGCUGUCCAGACCGAUGAUCUUGUCCAUUAUUACGAUGUGAGACCUAAUGGCAACUACUCCAUCGUGGCCGGCGGUCCCAAUGACCCCCUUGCCGUUUUCGAUGGCUCUGUCAUCCCUAGCGGAGUCGAUGGGAAACCGACACUUUUAUACACCUCCGUGUCGGCCCUACCAAUCCACUGGACGCUUCCUUAUGUCCGAGGAAGUGAAUCACAAUCUUUGGCGGUCACCUACGACGGUGGAAAGAACUUCACCAAGCUGGAUAUCCCUCCUGUUAUUCCGGAGCCACCAGCAGACGUGGACGUAACGGGUUUCCGCGACCCUUUCGUAUUCCAAAAUGCGGAACUCGAUCAAACCCUUGGUAGUGCCGAGGGUACCUGGUACACCAUCAUUUCAGGUGGCGUUCGUGACGUCGGCCCUGGCUUGUUCCUCUACCAGAACACCAGCCCCGACUUCGAGCAAUGGGAGUAUCUUGGUGAAUGGUACAAUGAGCCGGCCAACUCAACCUGGGGAAAUGGCGACUGGGCUAAGACCUUCGGCUACAACUUCGAGACUAGCAACGUCUUCGGUCUCACCAGUGAGGGAUACAGCUACAACGGCAGUCCUUUCCUAACCAUUGCCGUGGAGAGCUCACUCGAUCCCAUUCAGGACUCGGUAUCCUCACUCCAUGCCCAGCUCUGGGCAGCAGGCUCAAUCGAAAUCCCUGAGGGUGAAAACGUGACAUUCAGCCCUAAUAUGGUUGGUGUAUUUGACUGGGGCUUGGCUGCCUACGCAGCCGCCGGCAAAGUCGUACCCGCAUCUUCCCAAGCCUCCACUGCGAGCGGCGCCCCGGAUCGCUUUAUCAGCUACGUCUGGUUGACUGGAGAUGUUUUCGGAGGAGUUGUUGGCUUCCCAGCUGAGCAGCAAGGAUGGCAAAACACCCUGUUGACCUCUCGCGAGUUGUACCUCAAAACCAUCACCAACGUGGUCAACAACGAUCUCGUCGCGGAGACUGGAUCGUGGCGUUUGGCCACUGGCUCCGACUCACUCGGCAACUGUGUUGAGCUCGAAACACUUGGAAUCGAAAUUGCCCGGGAGACAUACGACGCUAUGACGGCUGCCCCUAGCUUCACCGAACCAGACCAGACGAUCACUAGUGCCGGUGUUACUCCCUUCACUCGCUCCCCGGAAACUAAGCACUUUAUCCUCGAGGCUGAGAUUAGCUUCAACGCCCGUGCUUCUGACCUGCAGGCCGGUUUCCAGAUCCUGGCAAAUGAGUUUGAGUCCACCACCAUCUUCUAUCAAUUCUCUAACGAGUCCGUCAUGAUCGAUCGCUCCAGAACGAGCGCCGCUGCAGACACGACCACCGGUAUCGAUGCAUCACCGGAAUCUGGCCGUCUUCGUCUGUUUGACAUCAACGACUGGUGUUCGUUCAAAGACAACAAUGGUGGCCACGGCGGCCAGGGAGGCCACGCCGGAAAUGGCCACCACAACUGUGGUGGAAAGGGCGAGAAGGGUGAACAUCCCUCGACUAGCUGCCAGACCGGCCCUGCGUCCGGAAGCGAUGCCCAGACCUCUUACUCCACUGAACUUGGUGGGGAGCACAUUGAGACUCUUAGCCUGACUGUUGUUGUUGACAACUCCGUCCUGGAGGUUUACGCCAACUCUCGCUUCGUGUUGUCUACCUGGGUCCGUCCUUGGUACCAAAACUCGACUGAGAUUCGCUUCUUCCAGAACGGAGAGGGUGAAUCGUCUUUCAGCAACAUUCGUGUUGCCGAUGGGUUGUACGACGCUUACCCAGAGAGACCUCAGUGA